GAAUGUUUGUCCUCGCGGAACUGAAAGAUACGGUCCGAAUUCCACCGUGGGAAUUCAAACGGAAAUUAAAUGAAGCGAUUACCGACGAACUUAAUAGGAAACUUGCCAAUAAGGUUUAUCUGAACGUUGGUCUUUGCAUUGCGCUUCACGAUAUCAUAAAAAUCGAAGAAUCGUACAUCUUCCCUGGCGACGGUGCGUCGCAUACUAAAGUACUAUUUCGGUUUAUCGUGUUUCGUCCAUUCAUGGAAGAAAUUUUAAUUGGGAAGAUACGUAGCUGUAGCAUCGAUGGUGUUCACGUAACGUUAGGAUUUUUCGAGGAUAUUGUAAUUCCACCUAACAAACUGCAACACCCAUCUAGGUUUGAUCAAAUGGAACAAGCAUGGGUUUGGGAAUACGACACAGGGGAUGGUGAAAAGCACGAUCUAUUUAUGGAUGCAGGAGAAAUUAUACGAUUCAGGGUAGUGAGUGAAACUUUCACAGAAGCAUUACCCACGGGACCAAAUGUAACCGGAGAGUCUGUCGAACAAUCGGAUGCUAAAAAUAUAUCGCCGUAUACCUUAGGGGGUGCCAUUGACGAGCCGGGUCUUGGGUUACUUACGUGGUGGGAAAAUACCUAAAAGUACAAAAAUAAAUUUGGAUCAAUAAAUUUUUUAUUUCACAGCACAUUCCAUCAUGUUAUCACGUUUUA
This is a messenger RNA of Colletes gigas, 688 nucleotides long. It is a transcript of the gene Polr3H, whose product is annotated as DNA-directed RNA polymerase III subunit RPC8. The transcript has 5 exons. NCBI's taxonomy places the organism in Eukaryota, Metazoa, Arthropoda, Insecta, Hymenoptera, Colletidae. Gene Ontology annotation, molecular function: DNA-directed RNA polymerase activity; DNA binding. Gene Ontology annotation, cellular component: RNA polymerase III complex. Gene Ontology annotation, biological process: DNA-templated transcription; transcription initiation at RNA polymerase III promoter. The record is from RefSeq and is a predicted model, not a curated record. The coding region runs from base 3 to 617 and encodes 204 amino acids.